Messenger RNA from Hylaeus volcanicus, 2442 nucleotides. RefSeq lists its product as uncharacterized. Lineage: Eukaryota; Metazoa; Arthropoda; Insecta; Hymenoptera; Colletidae. The transcript is spliced from 2 exons. The record is from RefSeq and is a predicted model, not a curated record. Bases 182 to 790 code for a protein of 202 amino acids.
CUGGCCAGUUUCGAUUUACAGAAACAAUUCUACUGUUACACGGACACGCGAUCGGCUGGACAAAGAUGGGCAAAUUUUUUAUUCGAGAAAUAGACGAAUAAGAACACCAGCGAUCUCUAUUCAACGGGACCGUUGUCGAGUUUUUUAGAUAAGAAUUCCGGCCCGAGGAAACGAUUACGACAUGGUCGCCGAGGAAGGGAACGUGAAGACGAUCCGUGGCGACGGCCUCUCUUUAAAAUUACUUUCAAACGAGCAAAUUCUAGAAAUUACUGGCGACGGAUGCAACGUUACCGUGGCGAAAAAUUGCGGAAGUGUUCGUAUCAUAGGCGACGGAUGUAGAUUGAAGAUCGAUCUGAACUUGGGAGACGUGGAGUACACGGGGGACGGGGGACGCGUGUUGCUAGGCCCGAAAUCGUCGAACAAGGUCCGAUACGUUGGAGACGGGGGCAGAGUAACCGUCGAUGGCAACACGGAGAAGAAGAGCAAAAAAAAGCUUAGGCGACCGUCGAAGAAGAUAAUGGACGAGGAGCGUUCGAAGGACAUCGAAGUAAAUAAAGAGCGAUCGAGCAGCGUCGAAGAGAGGGAGAACGCUGCGAACGCGAAAAGAGAUGUUAAACGGGCUGCUUUAGGAAACAAACAAGAGAAAGUGGCGAAGAUAGUGACUAGGCUACAAUGUGACGAGCAACUCGUAACCAAAUGGUUCGUAAAUCCUGGGACGGUUAUCAGGUCCUUCGAUGGAGCCACUUUCGUCAAGAUAGGUCCCAAAGAGGAUUUGUUAAAGAAAUUAUGAAUAACGCUAGGAAGUGUCGAAACUCGAACAUCGAAACGUUUGAAAUAUAAUGCGUGUGUGCUAUGCUUGCGCGUAACCUUAAUCACCUACAGUAUUUCUAGAAUUAUCGCCUAUCUAUACUUGGCGAGUAUCUAUACUUAUACGUAGCAAUUAAAGGGGAAAAUUGCGGCCUCCCCUGACAAAGAGGAAAGUAGGAGGAAGAUUCGCUUCAGAGCUGAUGUAGAAGUGAAUCGAGUAAUCAUCCGAGUCCGCUUUACCAAGUAGGGGAAUCAAUCGCGUGAAUAAUGAAGUGUCAUUACCGACGAUCUCUUCAAUGCCAACUCUAGGUGACAAACGACUUAUUCACUCGACGUUUGCUCUUUUCGAAUGUCGCGAUAAUGAUACCGACUAUCGGUCAUGUAAGAUUCGUGUCCGCUUAACCACCGAAGACAAAUGACUGUACGACAGUAUUUGCGCCAAACGUACUUACGACUAUAAGGUAUAGUAAGUGUGUAACUCGUACGACAAGCUAUAUCGAAGCAGUAUUUCGUCGCAUAAACGUCGGUAACGUUCCUUCAAACUGUUUGAAAAUUUAAGUUAUAGGAUCUCGAAUGCACGCGAAGGCUGAUCUCAGAUAGUAUUAUUGUAUGGAAACAUCUACGUGUAAACGAGAAAUAAAAAUUGUGUAAUAAGAGUCUACCAAAAAUAUCCUCGCAACAGUUUAACGACAGUUUAGCGAGUAUUCGAUUUUGCCAUGAAUUGCGUCAGAGUUUCGUGACUAUCGCCGACCGAUCCAGAUAUAAAAAGAAAACCCAGAUACAUAGACACGCUCCAUGGAAACCGUGUAUGAUCGAUAGAGCAUCUCCCGUAAAUCAUCGCCAAACAUUGCGAUAUUCGAUAUUCGCAAGCUCGUCGAGCAAUGAAAUUUAAUGCAUCGCGGCGGAUCACGAAGCUCGUUCAUCAUUCCUUUCCCAUUGUGCUAGGAUGUAAUUUAAUUCGAGAAAAUUGAGACCCAGAGACAUGAAUUAUUUUUGAUGAAAGUACGAAUUUUUCUCUCGCACAAAUUCUCCGCCGAUUAUAAAGUCACUAGGUAAUUAACAGGCAGUUACCUAGGUAUUAUUAACACCAUGUUGUAUAUUUUAUCUGUCUCUUACGCAACUAGCUACAAUUUUGAAAAUAUUCCACGAUAUCCGUCGCAUUGUCGAAGACGCUCGAUGGGAUUUAUUGUCUGCAAUUGUAACGACUUUUUUUUUUUCUUUUUUACGUAUUCUCAGCUGAAUGUACACCUUCAAUCGCGGCAGGACAAUAGCAGCCGUAAUCGCGAUGGAUCCAACAGAGAUGUUUUUUAACGACCACAUGUUCCUAGACUCUGUUCCGUGUUAUAUUAAUUCGCGACUAUUGCGCAACGUCUCUUCCAGGUCAAAUGUACGGCGUUAUCUGUGAUUCCGGCUGAAUUGUUUCCACUUAUCGAGGAUUAGCAUAUCUCGGAAUAAUUAUUGGAAUAUCGGAGAUUAAAGCAACGAAGAAGUCCUGCUUCGCGAUCAUAAUUCUGAUAAGUUCGAAAUAGAAAAUAAAAAUUGAAAAACAAAAUUCCAACCGAGAUAAGAUCCUACCGAUUAUUAAUUUUCUACAACCAACCACGGGAUAAUCGAGCCUUUCGUCCGCUUCGAAAU